AUAUAUACACUAUAUUGUCAAACGUAUUGGGACACCCCUCCAAAUCAUUGGUUUCUGGUGUUCAAAUCACCUUCAUGGCCACGGGUGUAUAAAAUAAAGCACCUAGGCAUGUAUACACACAUUUGUGAAAGAAUGAGUCGCUCUCAAGAGCUCAGUGGAUUCAAGCGUGGUACCGUGAUAGGUUGUCACCUGUGCAAUAAAUCCAUCCGUGAAAUUUCCGUGCUACUAAAUAUUCCACCAUCAACUGUUAGUGGUAUUAUAACAAAGUGGAAGCAACUGGAAACAACAGCAACUCAGCCACAAAGUGGUAGGCUAGGCAAAAUGACAGAGUAUUGUGGGCGCAUGCUGAAGCCCACAGUGAGCAGAAGUCAUCAUCUGUCUGCAAAGUCAAUGGCUAAAGACCUCCAUUCUUCGUGUGGCCUUCAGAUUAGCACAACAACAGUGCUUAGAGAGUGUCAUGGAAUGGGUUUCCAUGGCCGAGCAGCUGCAUCCAAGCCUUACAUUAUCAAGUGCAACGCAAAGUGUCAGAUGCAGUGGUGUAAAGCCCACCACCACUGGACUGAGAAUGGUACUUGCCUGACUGCAUUGUGCCGAGUGUAAAGUUU
Staurois parvus is the source of this 605-nucleotide messenger RNA. The record is from the annotation of a GenBank genome assembly. Lineage: Eukaryota; Metazoa; Chordata; Amphibia; Anura; Ranidae.